Molecule: messenger RNA, 2343 nt
Organism: Lasiosphaeria miniovina
Lineage: Eukaryota; Fungi; Ascomycota; Sordariomycetes; Sordariales; Lasiosphaeriaceae
Product: putative peptidase family-domain-containing protein
Exons: 4
Coding region: 1-2343 (780 amino acids)
Cellular component (GO): cytoplasm
Source: RefSeq, a predicted model, not a curated record
AUGACCCCGUCCUUCCUGAAUUUUAAGGAACUGCGAAGGCGGUCGAGAGCAAGCUUCAGGACAGAGCGAUCGACCGAUACAGCGAGCGAUGCAAGUCAAGGCAACACACCUACUAGCGGUUCUCUAACUCCUCCUUCGAUCGGCCAGCAGUCAGAUCCAGCCCUCAACUUGCUGUUAAAAGACCAAUUGCUGUCCCCAAAUUCCAUACCGCUCUCGCGACCGCCCCCUCAGCCUUAUCCAAACGCCGCCACCAAUCGGUACAGCGUGUCAGGCAUGGCGGGCCUCGGGUCGCCAGUACCAGCAGCGCAAGGGGGGAGGGUGCCGAGUCUACCUAUAUCUCAGUACUCUCCUCGAGUGACCAAUUUGUCGGAGAAUUCAUGGGUAUACCAAAAGGUGCUGCUCGUGUCUGGAACAGUUGGCGACCCGUCUCAGCAGUCACUUGACGGAACCCUCACCGUCAGUCGGCUCGACGAUAGCUUCCCCCCUACAUCAUGGCCAGUGUGCGACUCUCACUUCAAAGCUUUGGUGUAUAUGAUGCCCGGCGCCAACCGCCUACGAUUUGACUUUGCGAGCCCCAAACUUGCCAACAGCGGCUCGUCCAACCCUAUCCACGCCUCCUACCUAACAGUUCACAUGCUUCCGCCUAUAAAUGCGCCCCCGCUACAGUUGGCGAUUCUACUGGCCAAGGACUCGCCCGGCACGUUCAACGCAGUCCCGGCACGCAUUGAGCGAGAAGGCAACGGAUUAGACACGGCGAUUCGCAAGUUUCGAAUGGCUGCAUAUCUGUGGCAAGCCUUCACCGCCGAGCAGAUGUGGCGCAACAAGCUUGGACGCCGUGUCUUCAGGUUUGACGAAGAGUGGACCGCUGGUACGGCGAACUUGAGAGAUAGAGAAAGUGGCACUUUGCGAUCCGAGGCCCGUAUACACAUCAUCCGCACAGAGAAGACUCUGGCCGAGCUCCGGGACCUUAACCGAGCACAGCAGAACCCUAGCGCGACGGAUAAGGGAGCUUUAUUUGAUAUCGCCGCAGACGCGGUAAAGGCACACUUCAGGCCGCUUCCUGGACAGAAACAGUACGUGUCGGUACUGCUGCUAGAUUCGCACUGGGACAAAGUGUCAAAGGUGAUCACAUCACAUGCGGCAUUAGGUGGUGGAGUUGGUGACCUCCAGCUUGGCAUUUUCGGAUCGCACUGUCUUCAAAGUUACCCAUCGUGCUUUGAGGACGUAGUACCCGCCUUCAGUGACUGUACACCGACCGAUACAAACUUUGUCAGCAACGAUUGCAACGACGCUGGAAGUUCUUGGGAAGCAGCCAACAUCGGUAUCGGUGCUCACCUACAUGAGACAGGGCACCUCUUUGGGCUGCCACAUCAGGAGAGCGGGGUGAUGUUGAGAGACUACGUCACGCUAAACCGAAGCUUUCUCGCACGGGAAGCCUACUCAACCCGGACACGGUCUAAAGGCGGCCCGGUCUUCCAAGAGGACGAGUGCAGCUGGCACCGUCUAGACUGCCUACGGUUCCGAAGCCACCCCUGCUUUCGACUCCCGAAUGAUCCGCCAAUGAGCGUCGACGAUAGUGUCCAAGCAUGGCCAGUAGAAAAUGGCAAUGUGAUGGUAACAUCCGCUACAGGCAUCUUGUUUCUAGAAAUAUUCGGCGAAGGCGACGAUGUCUGUCACAACUGGAUUGAGUAUCCUGUCGAGAAUGGGUCAACCCAACGCCUUGUCACGCUGAGUGAACAAGACCUUCGAAACCGACUGCCGGAAGACAAGCGGAAGGGGAAGCUGAAGAUCUGCAUCAAAUCGAAUGCCGGUGGCGGGUUGGAUAUUGUCGACUUUGGAAAAUUGUGCUCCAAAGAUUCCUACUUUAGACUUCCCGGGGCCGUCCCCGGCCUUGGGAAAAUGGCGUAUCGGGGUAAGAAACUUGGACUGUCGCAAACAGGUGAUAGCAAGCCCCAGGAGCUUGUUUUCACGAGCGCCUUGCGGCAAGGCCGCGUUUUAUCCCGGGUUGUGUUCUAUCAUGGACUGGCUCUGGACGGCAUUGAGUUUGUUUACGAUGACGAAUCGCGGCAGCUGUUUGGCAAGCGCAGCGGGAAGGAGGGUGGCGACACAUUUGAUAUGGAUAUACGUCGCGGCGAAUACAUCACUGGGUUUUUUGUCCGGGCCGGUUUCUGGAUUGACGCCAUCCAGGUCUUGACAAGCAUGGGCAGGAGAUCACCUAUCUUUGGCAAUGCAUAUGGCGGCUCUGCCCAUACCCUAAUACCGCCAAGAGGCUACAAUAUCUGCGGCGUGACGGGGUCCUGCGGUUCUUGGGUUGAUGGCUUCUCGGUUAUUAUUAGUCGAUAA